AUGUACCUCUCGGUGGAGGAGGGCCGGCGCGGGAGGAGAGCCGGCGCGGGGGCCGGGGCAGCCGGCGGGGAGGAGGCCGACGCGGGGGAGUGCAGCCGGCGGGGAGGAGGGCCGGCGCGGGCGAGGGCGGCCGACGCAGGGAGGAGGGCUGGCGUAGGGGACGACAGCGUGCAGGGGACACCGGCGGCGCGUGGGGGAUUGAGGGAGGAGUGUGGAGUGUACGCGAGCCCCUGCCCUGCCCCCUGUCCUCCUGCGGCGUUCCAGUUGGAGAGCAAUGCCGGGGCCCAGGAGCAGGAAGCGCGCGGCCGCGGAGGCCGGCGGCUCGAGCAGGACGGCGAGGCCGGCGCCGGCGAGGCGGGGGACGGCCAGGCCGGGGACGCGGCGGCGCCGGAGCGCUUUGCCGAGAGGCGGAACCUGGAGGAUCUUUGGUUGUCGGCCUUCCCCAUUGGAACCGAGUGGGGAAACAUUGACAAGAUAAAGGAGUUCAACUGGAACUUUCAAAAUUUAGAGAAAGCUCUAGAAGAAGGGGGAGAGCUGUAUGGGAAGACAGUUUACUUAUUUGCAAACACCGAACCUCAGCAGUUGCAUGUUAAUGGCGAACAGAAGAUGGUAUUUGUUCCUACUGUAGUCGCUGUUGAUUGUCCUUGCGCCCCUUCAGAUAAAGUUGGCAUAAAUUAUGUCCAAAGGGCAUAUGAAGAAAUACUACCAAUGAGAGCAAUGAAGAUGUCCUGGGUGCCCUAUGUUCCACUCGAGGACCGGCUCAGCAGGAUUGAGGGUUUGAAAACAAAAAUAUUCACUCUUCAUUGCUCCCAGCGAAGGUCUGCGCUGAAGCAUCUGAAAACUGAGCGAGUCAAGAAGUUUGACUACUGCAUGCCAUAUUAUAUGUCGCUUAUUUCUCCUGAAGAGGACCAUGAUACAACUGUCGAUAUCAUAUAUCCUCUAGAACCCCCGAUAGUUUGCCCGUUUGACUGGGAAAUGGAUAACUAUGAGGAGUUUACUGACGACCUAGUUAAAGCUGAGGAAUUGCCAGAGGAUGAGAAAGAAAAUUUUAAGAUAAAUCCACACCCGAACACUGAAAUUGCAUUGGAAAAAGAGGUGGUUUCUGUCCUCCAGUAUCCUAGUUGGACAAACCAAGCAAACAUCUUGAUCGACAUUGUACAGCAACUCCUCCAGAUCCACCCCAGGAUGGGGUUUGCUACCAUUGGCUGA
Messenger RNA from Aegilops tauschii subsp. strangulata, 1209 nucleotides. The record is from RefSeq and is a predicted model, not a curated record. NCBI's taxonomy places the organism in Eukaryota, Viridiplantae, Streptophyta, Magnoliopsida, Poales, Poaceae.